AGGCAGGUGGAUUCCUCACAAGGCCGUUCGAAGAAGCAGAGAAACCUAGCGUACAUCAAUAACUUUAUAGGAACUAAGGGAAUUAGAAAUCUAGUUAGUAUGAAAGACACAUUAACACACAUCGUGCGACUGGCUAUGAGAAAAGUGAGGUUGGUCGAGGAAGCUGCCAUAUUUGAGCGAGUGACCAACGCCCCCUGCCAGAUACCAAUGCACACCCUAGCGGAUGUUUAUGAACAUUGUAUGCCGAAUGACUGCUGGUUGAUUAUCAACGAUAAAGUAUAUGAUGUCACAGAGUUCCUGAAAGAGCACCCUGGUGGUGAGGAGAUAAUACUUGAAUAUGCCGGUCGCGACGCAACCCUGCCGUUCUAUGGAACCGGACAUAGUUCGGACACUGUCCGAGAAAUGGAGAAGUACUGGAUUGGUUUAAUAGUGGAG
Molecule: messenger RNA, 435 nt
Organism: Limulus polyphemus (Atlantic horseshoe crab)
Lineage: Eukaryota; Metazoa; Arthropoda; Merostomata; Xiphosura; Limulidae
Product: cytochrome b5-like
Exons: 3
Cellular component (GO): membrane; intracellular membrane-bounded organelle
Molecular function (GO): heme binding
Source: RefSeq, a predicted model, not a curated record